CCCAGUCUGGGUAUACAUUUUCUGAUAAGAAUGCAAUAAACAUCGCGACUAACUAAAGUUUCGAGUUUAUGAAUUAAAAAUGCCUUAGGACUCGUCCAGGAAGUGCCAUGUAGAGUUAACACAGUGCCACAAGUGCGGGAAUGGAGCAGCAAUCAAAAGUAAUCACCAAGCGGGCCAAAGCAGGCCAAUUCUAGUCGGGAGCAGCCGCCCAUCCCAGCCAGGAUGUCCAACGAUGUGCAGGUGGCCCGGGUAGCCAAGAUAGCUACGGAUGUGCCGCGUCGGAGUGGCAAGCAGCGGGACUCCAGCGGCUUCCAGGGCAAGCACUCCGGCAGCGCCGCUGGCGAGGAUUUCGAGUACGUCUUCGGGAGCAUCUCGCCGCGAGGAGGAGGACCUGGUGCCAGGCACUUGGUGGGGUCCUGCGACCUGGACUCCCCGGAGCACACGCAGCGGGACACCACCGAGAGCGACAACAACAUCUCCAGCUGCUCCACGCUAGACAUUGUCAACAAAGUUGAGCAACUGUCGGUGCAGCAGCUGGAGAACCGGGUGCGCGAACUUACCCAGCGCCUUCAGCAGGCUGAAAGACAGCUCACGGAGAGCAACACAGAGCGGGAGAUAUGUCACAAGCGGCUGGAGGUGGUCAGUCAGGCACACGAAUGCCGCAUCACCGAGAUGCACUGCGUCAUUGCGGAGUUGAAAAAACUGCGUAGCAAGCAGGAUCACAUUAUCAUGGAGGAACAAGAGCCCGAGGGCAGUGAACUGAGCUUUCAGGAGGCUGUGUACAACUCUGAGCUGAACCUCACCAAUCCCGAUGCCGAGUGCCAGACGGAACCACUGGAGGAUUUCGAGGGCGCCUGCAGCACCACCAGCGUGGGCAACAUUGGCCGCAUGCCGCAGGAACUCAGCCAUAAGGGACAAAUGGAGGCACUGCAGGAGGAGGUGCUGCACUUGAGGGCGCAGAUCGCCCUGCUUCAGUCCGAGAUUUCCACCAAGGAUGCAGCCGUGGUCGAGGAGCAGACCAAAGUGGCCUUCUUUGGCUGCGAAACGGAGGUCAAUGAGAGCGGACAGCGCCUCAAUGAUUUGAAUGCUUGUGUUUCCUUGACCAGCCCGCAGAAACGUGUUCCCGCCGUGCCGAAAAUGGCAGAACGGGUCAAGUUGCGUUGCGCCAGCAAACAUGAAUCCGGUGAAGAUCCAUCCCACGAACAGCAUACAUCCUUAAGCAACGAACACAUUAACCUAGUGGAACAUUUGGUGUGUGAGCUGAAGGAACAAAACCUGUUCAUGGAAAGCUUUAUGGAGCCACUGCAGCUGAGCAAGGAACUGGAGCGAUUUCAGCGACGGGUUGAACACUUGGAAAUGCGAAACACCAUGUUGGCACUGACCCUGGACGAAUGCAAAGAGCACACAGAGCACUUGUAUCUGCUAUGCGGCAAAUACGAGUCCAAUGCGGUGGCCCUUCAGCUGGCGCUAAACUGCAGCGAUCGCGCAAUCGAAGCAUACGACGUAAUGCUGGCUCUGCUAGAGAGCAAGUUGGCUCUGCUUGGAGAGAAGUCAGCGGCCGCGGAGGAGAGUCGCCUCGUGGAGGCAGUGGCCAGGCACCUGCUUGCCCGCCUGGACAGCGAGAAGAACGUGUGUGAAAAUAGCCUGGGACCGUGGCAGCACAACAUCAACCUUGGUCCCGAGGAUGCCCCAAAGAUUGGACGCUCCUGGUGUGCCGACGACGACAAUCGUCUGCGCUACCACGUCUCCAAGCUAAAGGGACGCCGAUCGACUGUCCAGCACACCAUCGUCAGUCUAGAAUCGCCAUUCAGCGACAUAUACGAGAGGAAACGUCUGGCCUUGGAGAAGGAGCACGAGCUGCGAAGCGACGACAAAAAGUCACCAAUCGACCUGGAGACGGCAGUGAUCAUGCAGGAACUGCUGGAGCUGCGGGACGCGAAUCUUCAGCUAAAGUCGAAGAUGGACGAGGCUGAGCAGGAGCGGCAGAACGCCAACGAGCGAGUGGGCAUACUCCAUGAAGCCUUGAAGCAGCUGCAGGCCAGCAAUCGGGUCUCCUACUCGGAGGCGGAGCACGCGGCCCUCACGGAGCAGCAGUUGGUCGAGGCCUUGACUCGGGAAACAGAGCUUAAGAGUCGCAUCCAGACGCUGUUGGCCAACGUCACCGCCUCGCAGAAGGCCUCCGACGAGAAGUACGAGCAACUGCAUCAAAAUGUGCGCGAGCUGCAGAAAUCCAACCACAACCUCGGACAAAUGUUGGAGCAAAGCAAGCGCAAGUACCAGCAGCGUAUAAGGAAGCUGGAGCAGAAGAUCGUUGACCUGCGACUGGACUACGAACAGGGCCACAGUCAUGUUCCUGAGACACUCUGUAGGUGUGAGGACUCAUGACGGCCAUCCAGGAGGACUGAGCAACUGGACGUAAAGAGGGCGCGCUUGUCACAUAUCCCGCAAAAGAUCUUUCCCUCUCGAUCAUAUCGCUUAAUUUAUCCUCAAUGCAAUGCCCAUCUGCCCGCCCAACAGUCGCUCCUGGACCCGACAUGAACAAGACAGUAUCACGAAUGUGCCAUGCGAUUAACUUGUAGCCGGCUGGGGCUGGGACGAGUGUGUCCUUGCCCCGCGGAUCAGGCUGCAGCAACUACAUACUCAACUACAUACAUACAUAUUCAGAGGUGCCAUGAGCAAGGCUCCAAACGUGGGAUUGGAGCAUCCGUAUCUGGGCCACAAGCAAUUACAUAUACAUUACACAUACGACUAGGCAAACUAAGGAGUUAGUUACUCACGACGCGUACACGGGAUCCUAUAUUUAUACAAUGUAUUCGCAUUUUGCUUGUUAUAUGAAUUCAAUAUGUAUUUAAAAUUGUACAAAUUAUAACAUGUCUACUGAAACUA
Drosophila suzukii is the source of this 2886-nucleotide messenger RNA. Its product is annotated as colorectal mutant cancer protein. Lineage: Eukaryota; Metazoa; Arthropoda; Insecta; Diptera; Drosophilidae. The record is from RefSeq and is a predicted model, not a curated record.